AUGCAGUCAGAGCAGAAGAAUGGCGCAAGCAGAAAGAACACCGAGUUUCCUCCACUUGCCAGUGAGGGAAAAAACGUCAUGUUUCGGAUAUCUUCGGGUUUUAUUUUUUGCACUCUUUCAUAUAGCUCAGGCAAACAAACAAGGUUUGUAUUUUUAGUUGUCAUUUUUUUCGCUACAGUUAGCUAGCAAGUGUACUGUUGCUAGCUAGCUGGCUAGCUAGCAAGCUUAGCUACCUAGCCUGUGUGUUCAAGGCUAGAGCCAAGGUGUCCAGUGAUUGAGGAGGGUUUUCGGCUUGUAUUUGGACUAGCUAGUAAAUGACAUGGCUCAAUAGCUAAAUGUAAUACUUCAUUGCAUUAUGACCAAACUAGCUAGCUAAUAGAUUCACACAUUUCUAACUAGUCCAGUCGCUUCUUUAACGUCGGUAACGUUGUUAGCCAAGCUAGCUAAAGUGGCCCUUGAGAAUUCAAGCGGUAUCGUUAGCUAACUCAAUUGUUUUGCUAGCUAGCUCCAAUCAUGUUUCACUUAGUAUCCUGAAGUUAGCUAGCUAACGUUAGAAUGUUUUAUAUAUAUAUAUAUAUAUCGCUAGCCCCGAGUAACGUGUCUGCAACCUUCACGUAGCUAAUGUUAGUGCUUGUCACAGGAAAUAAGUGGUAUUUUUACUUUGUCAAGACCAACAUAAGUUCAAGUUCGUUUAUUUGUCAUAUACAUAACGUUACAAGCUAUACAUGAUAUACAUCACGAAGUACAGUGCAACGAAACGCUUACUCAUCAUAGGUGUGUUCAUUUAGCAGGUUAGCGUUUUUCUCAGCGCUUGUUAGCAAAGCAAACCUAUCUAGCUAGUUAUCCUAGUAACGUUAUGUUGCAUGCAGUCAGAAUAAAGGCCAUUCCUCACUAGGAUUCAACAACACAGUAGCUAGCUAGCUGGCUACGGUUGUUUGGGGGAAGCAUUCGUUUGCUAGUAAAACUUCCCUUAUUCAAUUAACUGUAGCUUAAAAAAAAAAAAAAAAAAAGUGGCCUAUGGCUAGGGUGAAAAGGGGAACUGUUUCCACCAGCCGUUUCAAUGUGUGAAGCAGUGGUGGGUUGAGUUUAAAUGCCACAGUUUAAAUGCUUCCUAUCUAAAAUAUGGCUGUUUCCUGCCUUGCUGAACAGAAUCAUGAAAUGUUUAAGGAAUGCACAGAAAAUUGUGACCUAUAUGCACACUUAACAUAUACCCUAUCAAUAGCAGAGACAUGGAUAUUUUUUUAUCUGUUUUCUGCUCUGUUUAUGGUUGUACCUUCAGUUUGGUUGUCAUGUCAACUGCCACUUCCUGCAGAAUGUAAUUAUGGGGGUCUUUAAUAACUGUUGAUAAAUUGUGUGUCCACAGCAUUCAUCCAAUCAGACACAAUCUUAGAGGUACUUCACUUUGGUGAGGGAGGCCACUUGCAGGUAAGACACUGUUUCCUUGCACUCCCCUCCUAGCGACCACACAUACAGGCACAUGGCCCUCCCUAUACAACAUGCACAGCUGAACACACUAUCAUGCUACUAUGUAGUUACUAAGUAAACACCAGGUGAAUAGUAGCCUGUGAAAUUAAGUAUGAUCGCUGUAAAAAAAAUUAAGAUGAGAUCAGUAUCUUCUUCUGAAAGCUAUAACUUUCACUUUCUCUGCUAUAUGACUAAUAUAAUCUGUAUUUUGACCAACGUAGUCUGUGGUUAGCCUUUAUCAGGUGUCCUUGGUCGUGUACUGUUCACUGUUUCAGACGAGACAAACGACAGACAGGACUUAUGUGAGAUGUGCCUGAAAAUACAUCAGUGGCAGUGCUACUACCCAGAUAUCACAGUUUACAAACAUGUCACUGUGACAGAGGCUAGCUAGCUCUGGUCGGCCCGGCGGGGUCAGCACAGCUUUGUAUCCACUGUCCAUCCCUCAUGUCGCUGCUCUGAAAGUCAAUCACCCCUCCUCUCUCCACCACUGUUCACCUGCCUUUGCUGAUUGGCCUUACCAGAGCAGUCGAGGGCUCAACUCAUUUAAACCCCCUGUGGAGUAUUUUCAUAGUAGAUAAACAUCCCCUCUUUAUUUAUGGUCAAAUAGGCCUAGCAUUGCAAUAGAGUUCAGGGAAUGGUAAAGAAACAACAGGUAGACUUCCCCCACUUCACAGGUUAAAUGGUCCUAGAUGACAGAAUAAAGACGGGUGUGAACAAGGGCAGUAGUUGUGAAAAUAGAAGUAGUGGAUAAACAUGGCCAAGGCCGGUUUGAUUGAAUCCGGUCCAUACUCUCAGAGAUGUUAAGCGCCUGCUGCUCAUCUGAUGGUUACCUAACAUGAAUUUACUUUGUUUUUCAGAUGGAGCCUGACCUUCACCUGGGUUCAUAUCAUCAAAAAAUGUAUGUUUUUUUGUUAUCUUUGAAUGCACCUGUUACUGUCUCUGUGAGAGAGCUAUAUUUGUUGUUGCAGGCCACAAUGACUGUAAACACUUCAUUCAUUAAACAGCCUUAAGUAUCACCAGUCAUACCUAGAUAGACUCCAAACGGGAGGGUAAACCCUGGCAUUAGAAUCACAACUCUACUCAGCUCAUCUAUGCCUGAGUUGUUAUGGUUUUAUGGCGGCUAGCCAAUUCCAUACUUAGUGGCUUGGCUUCGUUGUAGACCGAUCCUCCGCGUGCCACACCUUGUUCUCAUUUUCAUCAACAUAGUCAUGCUCUAGGAGGUGGGGCUGGCUGGCUGCUGGGAGGUGGGGUUGGUUGACUGGCUGCUGGGAGGUGGGGCUCGUUGGUUGGUUGACUGGCUGCUGGGAGGUGGGGCUCGUUGGUUGGCUGACUGGCUGCUGGGUUUCACUGGAGGUAGACUACAGGGGAGGGUGUGGGUCUGUGUGUGUCCUAGUCACUAUGGAGAGAGUGGAGGGAUGAUCAGACAAGUGUUUUCAGAAGGCUCAAUCAUAGCCCCCCUGCAUCAAGGCAGUGUUAGGAUCACAUCGGGAGGGGACUGGGUUUAUAUAGCAUGUGGACAGACCUUGUUAAAAGGGAGAAGUGGAUUCCACAAAGUCUCACCCUGUGAAAACGUUACCCAUUUUAGACCUUAGUUAUGAAGCUUGCAGCCAAACUAGGUGGCAGUUAGCUACACUUAACCUUGGGGGUAUUUUGAAGAACCAGUCUGAGACAUGUUAAUCCUCUUGAAUAAUCAGUGUGUGUGUGUCCUGCCUUGCGUUCCUCAGGCCAGGUUAACCGUCACCCUCAGCCAAUGAGGUUUCUCCAGAUCAGAGGCCUGUCUCUUCCCUUACGUAAACACACACAGGUGAACUAAACAGGCUUCCAGGGAUUGUUGGGCGUUCUGUGUGUUUCUGUGCUAGGGUCAUAAAGUAACUCAAUCUGCACAAUGCACUCCACACAGGCAGCACACGCCCAUCAGGCAGAAAUACCUGUGGCGUGACAUAAUAAGUCGGUCAGAUCACCAUGGGAACAACAUCAGAAAACUUGGAUGGGAUGAAAGGCCACAGUGCAGCAUGUCAUCGUGGCGAUUGUUGUCAAUAGCAGCAAGGUUUCCUUCCCAUGACAUUCUGUGUGCCCUGGCUCUAUUUUGGUGUAAAAAUAGCCAAAGCACAGGCCGUGGUUGGGAUAUUUGAGUGCUUCUCUCCAGGGCUUUAGUGGAGGGCUCCAGGGCUUUUCCUUCACAUGAAUCGAAUUGGUCUGAAAGUGUCUUGCUCUACUUUUUCUCUGUCCUUCAUCUGCUCUGAAACUAACAGAGACUAUUAUGGUGGAUGGGAUCAUGUGAGUUUCACAGAGGGAUCUCCUCUCAGUAUCACACACAGACAAGUGCUCCUCUCUCCCCUGCUCAGAGAGAGCCUUAGGUGAACAUCUGGGGUGUCUAGCAACGUGCUUGCCUCUAUUGCAGUGGUUCUCAGCUGGUUUUGCCUUGGGACCCAAAUUAAACCAGGUUGUCUCAGUCGUGACCCAAUAUUCGCAUCCUGGAUUAUUUGUAUUUUUUAAAACAGUUUUUAAUGCUAUAUUGAUAGUAAAUGUACCAAUUUAUAUGACAACGGAACAAAACGCAACAUUCAGCAAUUUCAAAUAUUUUACUGAGUUACAGUUCGAAUAAGGAAAUCAGUCAAUUGAAAUACAUUUAUUUGGCCCUCAUCUAUGGAUUUCACAUGACUGGGAAUGCAGUUGUGAGGCCGGUUGGACAUACUGCCAAAUUCUUUAAAACAACGUUGGAUGCUGCUUAUGGUAGAGAAAUUAACAUUCAAUUCUCUGGCAACAGCUCUGGUGGACAUUCCUGCAGUCAGCAUGCCAAUUGCAUGCUCCCUCAACUUGAGACAUCUGUGGCAUUGUGUUGUGUGACAAAACUGCACAUUUUAGAGUGGCCUUUUAUUGUCCCCAGCACAAGUUGUACCUGUGUAAUGAUCAUGCUGUUUAAUCAGCUUCUUGAUAUGCCACACCUGUCAGGUGGAUGGAUUAUUUUGGCAAACGAGAAAUGAUCACUAACAGGGAUGCACACAAUUUGAAAGAAAUAAGCUUUUUGUGCGUAUGGAACAUUUCUGGGAUCUUUUAUUUCAGCUCAUGAAACAUGGGACCAACACUUUACAUGUUGCGUUUUAUAUUUUUGUUCAGUGUAUUUCAUGCCUUCAACUAUGUAGGCCUAGAUCUAUUUUCAUAUGUAUUCAUUCUGAUAGACCCUAAUGGCAGCAGCUCAUAUCGACGAUGACAAUGGAGUCCCCUCACGCCUCCCUCUCUGACCACCUUUUGUCCUCUUAGUUGACUUGAUUCCUCUCCAUUGUUUGUGUAAACGUCCCUAAGGGAAAUUACGUUUAUCUCUCUUAUCUAGAAGUGUUGGGUUAAACCAGUGCUUAGAUUGGAGGAAGUUGGUAUAACUCAGUUGAAGGAAGUGAUGUCCCAAGUGGAUGAAAAUUAAUUGAAUUGAAAAAUGAAAUUGAAUGGCACUGAAUGGUCUCGCUGCAUAAAGUGAAUUGCUCGAAGAGCAUGGAAUUCAAUUGAGAGAUCAAUACAAAUGGAAAAGCAAGGUGGUGAAUAGAUUUUGUAGUGGACAUUUAUGCUGUUAGUUAUUGUAUGCCUGUGGCUUAAAGUCUGACUUGAUAAUGAAGGUCAAUGUCCAGACUCCAGGGCAGCAUGUGUGUAUGAGAAGGCAGGCGGUGCUCAGAAGAGCCUUAUGUUGUGGUGAUCUCGUAGGGCUGCAGGUUCCUGUUCUAUUACACCGGUGUGUCUAGUCUACGGUUUCUAACAGCUGAGAUGCCGUGUUUGCUCUUUGUCAUUAAUCUCUGAAGAUGGAUAUCUCACAUGGUUUAUCAAGACACACAAUGAUUAGGCUACUUCAGUACUUUUCCAGCUCUACAUAUUUUGCAAUGUUCUGCUUUGGCUAUUUAAAUCAGUUUCGAUUAAGUUGAAAGAGCCCUUAUGGUUUUUGGAACUGUAAAUGCAAGCCUGUCAAUUUUCCUUUCACUUUGACUUGAGGUUUCUGUCCACAAAACCAAGGACUGAUUGACCACAAAAGCAUGAAAUAACACAGCGACUUAUGUAUUUUCUCUCAAGACGACAAGUUGUGUUCAGCUUGUUAAUAGUAGUCAUUCAUUGUCAAGUCAGCAUCAUGUUAAGGUCAACUCAAUGGCCCUUCUAUCUGAGAUCUUGAUUAGAUUUAGUAACAUGUGGUUAAUCUGUUUCCCCCCCCCCCUCCAUUUUAUUAACCUUUCUCCUUUUAUUUUUGUCUUUCCAUUGCUUUGGCGUCAUGCCAGUUAUUAUAUAUAUUGCAGUAGGUGUCUAUUUCUGGCUAGCAGCCAGUAUCAUUAUGUUUCUUUUACAUUUCUCUACACUAUGCGGAAGAUUCAUUUUCUGGCCAGCAUUCAGCGGGUUUAAAGUUCUAUAGACAGUCUCUAUAAUAUGCAGAAGAGACUUUUGCGGUGUUCAGUUGCUUAGUUGGAACAGGAAAUGUCUUGUGGCUUUUUAGUCACGAUGCUAACAGACGAUGCAUCUGUUCCUUUUUAUAGGCUAAACUUCACACCUCUCCUCCACCCCCGGCGAACUAACACCUCCAAGCGCCCAUCUAUCUAUCUGCUGACAUUGCUUUAAAAAAACAUUGUCUACAUCCAGAAGUUGACGAAUGCACACCAUGCAGAAAGGCAAUAUCAUAAUAUUUGCAUUUUGAAACCUUCUCAAGAAUUUAGAGUGAUUGAUUGAUUGACCGUUAUAUGGCCCAUUAAACAAAGCAUGAUUUGUAUUCUGAAGCGAUAGGGGAAAACUACAGGGAAUCUACCUCUGUUUACAUUAUGAAUAAUAUGAUCUACAAUCAAUAUAGGCUAAACACCGUCUGUGUUGUUUGGCACCUGGAGAUGUAUGUUCAAACCCAGUUAUUAACGCUGCAAAAUGCAGGAGUGGAGGAGUCAUUCUGAUAGAGAUCUGGUUGGUUUUAGAGCUCCUCUGUAAACACACACACUACCUACCACACAUAGACAGAGGGGUGUGUAUGAUUUACCCAGCUGAAGGUCAAUCUCCCAUAGCUACAGUGAGGGGGAAAAAGUAUUUGAUCCCCUGCUGAUUUUGUACGUUUGCCCACUGACAAAGACAUGAUCAGUCUAUAAUUUUAAUGGUAGGUUUAUUUGAACAGUGAGAGACAGAAUAACAACAACAAAAAUCCAGAAAAACGCAUGUCAAAAAUGUUAUACAUUGAUUUGCAUUUGAAUGAGGGAAAUAAGUAUUUGACCCCUCUACAAAACAUGACUUAGUACUUGGUGGCAAAACCCUUGUUGGCAAUCACAGAGGUCAGACGUUUCUUGUGUGCAAACCUGGUGGCCAACUACAUCUCGGGAGGGAUUUUGUCCCACUCCUCUUUGCAGAUCUUCUCCCAGUCAUUAAGGUUUCGAGGCUGACGUUUGGCAACUCGAACCUUCAGCUCCCUUCACAGAUUUUCUAUGGGAUUAAGGUCUGGAGACUGGCUAGGCCAGUCCAGGACCUUAAUGUGCUUCUUCUUGAGCCACUCAGUUGUUGCCUUGGCUGUGUGUUUUGGGUCAUUGUCAUGCUGGAAUACCCAUCCACGACCCAUUUUCAAUGCCCUGGCUGAGGGAAGGAGGUUCUCACCCAAGAUUUGACGGUACAUGGCCCGUCCAUCGUCCCUUUGAUGCGGUGAAGUUGUCCUGUCCCCUUAGCUGAAAAACACCCCCAAAGCAUAAUGUUUCCACCUCCAUGUUUGACGGUGGGGAUGGUGUUCUUGGGGUCAUGGGCAGCAUUCCUCCUCCUCCAAACACGGCGAGUUGAGUUGAUGCCAAAGAGCUCGAUUUUGGUCUCAUCUGACCACAACACUUUCACCCAGUUCUCCUCUGAAUCAUUCAGAUGUUCAUUGGCAAACUUCAGACGGGCCUGUACAUGUGCUUUCUUGAGCAGGGGGACCUUGCGGGCGCUGCAGGAUUUCAGUCCUUCACGGCGUAGUGUGUUACCAAUUGUUUUCUUGUUGACUAUGGUCCCAGCUGCCUUGAGAUCAUUGACAAGAUCCCCCCGUGUAGUUCUGGGCUGAUUCCUCACCGUUCUCAUGAUCAUUGCAACUCCACGAGGUGAGAUCUUGCAUGGAGCCCCAGGCCGAGGGAGAUUGACAGUUCUUUUGUGUUUCUUCCAUUUGCGAAUAAUCGCACCAACUGUUGUCACCUUCUCACCAAGCUGUUUGGCGAUGGUCUUGUAGCCCAUUCCAGCCUUGUGUAGGUCUACAAUCUUGUCCCUGACAUCCUUGGAGAGCUCUUUGGUCUUGGCCAUGGUGGAGAGUUUGGAAUCUGAUUGAUUGCUUCUGUGGACAGGUGUCUUUUAUACAGGUAACAAGCUGAGAUUAGGAGCACUCCCUUUAAGAGUGUGCUCCUAAUCUCAGCUCAUUACCUGUAUAAAAGACACCUGGGAGCCAGAAAUCUUUCUGAUUGAGAGGGGGUCAAAUACUUAUUUCCCUCAUUUAAAAUGCAAAUCAAUUUAUAACAUUUUUGACAUGUGUCUUUCUGGAUUUUGUUGUUGUUAUUCUGUCUCUCACUGUUAAAAUAAACCUACCAUUAAAAUUAUAGACCGAUCAUUUCUUUGUCAGUGGGCAAAUGUACAAAAUCAGCAGGGGAUCAACUACUUUUUUCCCUCCCUGUAUGUUCAGAGCAUGUGCGGUUCUUUUCCACCUCGCUCUCUUAGAACACACACGACCACAGUAGUAGCACAACUAAGUUCUAAUGUACAACUAUGACUUCAUAGAAUUAAUUUGUAUUCCAAGUGUAGGCCUUGGAAUCCAAGGAAUAAUAAAACACAUUCCUUGUUGCACUCCUACUUCAUUUAGAAGCAAAUGCGUUCUUAACGAUGCAUAACAUUGGUCAUGAAUCCACAGUGACACCUUUUUAUGACUUGCUUGUGUGCUGUCGGCAAAUACGUGUUGUUCAGUGAAGUCAUACUGUCUGUGAUGUGUGCAGGGAGCGGUUUCCCGUUUGGUUGCCUUGUUUCUCAUGAAAAGAUCUUGUUUGUCUGACCUGAAUACACAUGCAAUUACACUCUGUUUAAUGCAUAAAUAUGACUUCAAUUUUCUUUGAUAAUAUGCAAAAACUAUUUUUAGGGGAAAUUACAAUAUGUAGUCAGUCAAAAUGAUAAAGGGGAAACAACCUUGCAGUACAUCACUUGUUUUUGCAAAGCAGGUUUGGCAGGUUUCCUGUCUUGUUUUGGCGGUUGCCCUGAGUUUUUACACGUUAACCUGAUUUGCGUUACACACACACACUUCUCUUGGAACACAAGCGUUAGGCAAUAGGAAGUAGGACUGCAUCCUUGUUUCCCCUCUGUUCCUCACUAUGGUUCCUCUCUUCUCUCCCACAGCUCACCCUUACAGAGAGGGAACAGCAGGCCCAUACGCUUUGAGCCGCCAAUGCUGGACUUCCAUGAACAGUGAGUUAACCUCUACCUACAGAUACACCUGCAGUUAGAGCGUUGGGCCAGUAACUGUAAAGGUAGCUAGUUCGAAUCCCCGAGCCAACAAGGUGACAAAUUGGUCAAUGUGCCCUUAAGCAAUGCACUUAACCCUAAUUGCUCCAGGGUUGCUGUUGAUAAUGGCAGACCCUGGCCGUGACCCCACUCUCCGAGGGUGUCUUGGGGGGGAGUUGGGAUAUGCAAAAAAAACCAUAACAAGCAUUUCGCUACACCCGCAAUAACUGCUAAAUAUGUGGAUGUGACCAAUACAAUGAUAUCUGAUAAUACAGACUUGUACAUGUGUGAAAUAGGACAAAUACAAACAACCACCUAAUUAUUACAUCAACUAUUCUGUUGAUUUGCUUCCUGACACUUUGUUGAGAUUACGUUCUGUGCAUCCCCCACUCAGAUCAUUUGACAACAUGGCAUUGAUACGUUUUAAACGUGCUCUUAUCUGCUGGGUGUUUCCACAGUUAAGAUAAGUGGACUUCUGGAACAUGAUCGUUUCCCUAGUUUUAUCAAGAUCUGAUAAGAGAGCGGCAAGGAAAUGGAAAUAAAAUAGAUUUUCUUUGAGACUCCUUUUGACCCCAUGAGGCCUAUGUGUUUCUGACCACUAUAUGUUUUUGCGACAGCUAUAUGUUUGUGCGACAGCUUUCACAACAAUAUUUCUCUUCCUGUUCCCAGGCCUGUUGGAAUGCCAAAAAUGGAGAAAGUUUAUUUGCACAAUCCUAGUGCAGAGGAAAUAAACUUGAUAUCUAUAUCAGCAACAACUGCACAUUUUCAUGCAUCAUUCUUUCAAAACAGGGUGAGUAGCUAAUAAGUAUAACCCUAUGGCUGUGUCCCAAUCCACAAGUAUGCAGCAUUUCAAGGCAGGACAUCAAAAUGCUGCCUUUGAAUUCUGUCUUAAAUGUCAGUUACCUACUGAGAAAAGUGCUACCUAUAAAGGUAUGUGCUUUUGUAGGCAGCAGGCAGGUAGGCAGCAAGCUGCCUUUUGGUUUGGGACACAGCCGAUAUCUCCUGUCUUGAGGAGUCUCCUCCUCUGCAGGCAUACGCGUGGCUCGUUCAAGGGCUGAAAGAAUAAGCCCCUGUGUUUGUCGGUGGACAGAGGCACAUUUAUCUGACCAUUCUGAUUCCCCUGCCUGUCAGUCUGACCAUGUGACCUGGCUGUUUGUUUGGGUAUUAUGUGCUGAUUUUCUACUUUUUGAAAAACAAGAGGCACGUGCUCAACUGUCAACAUGCCGCCAUCUUGGGCCUCUUAACUGAAUUGUAAAACUCUUGACAGCUCUGAACCCAGUGCACUCGUGAGCAGAGGAGACGGUGAAUGGCGUGACUGUGCUGCUCAGCAUGUUUGAGUCCUGAGACUAGAGCAGUAAAAUCGAAGUAAAAUAAGGAAGAAUGUGGACUGGAGCAAAAUGCACCCUCUUUCCACCUGGUCUUUAAACUCUGACAUUUUGUAUUGUUAAAACGAUUUGUUUAUGUCUGGCUGUCUCCCAGUAUCUUAUAAAACAAUAUGGCAUCAUGACAAGAAUCUUCGUUUUACUGCGUCAUCACAUUAAUUAAUUUAACAUGUUCAAUAAAUGUUCUCAAUCUUAAUUGGUUGGUUAUAUUGACAUUUCCAAAAGUAGCUCGACCUUUUGAUUCCAAUCUUUUCAUUGGAUAAUUUUCGUCUUCUUUCUCCACAGUUAAUUCAUCCGAUCCCUUCUCUUUGUUUCUCCCUGUAGAUAAUUCCACCAGGGGGGAAUACAUCGUUUGAUGUGGUCUUCCUCGCUCGAGUAGUAGGGAAUGUAGAGAAUACUUUAUUUAUUAACACCUCGCAUCAUGGAGUGUUUACAUAUCAGGUGUGUAUGAAUACAUAUGUUUACGUAAUAAUAUGUCAAUAUAUCUAUACUAAUAAUUAAUCAUGGAGUGUUUACAUAUCAGGUGUGUACGGAUACAUAUGUUUACGUAAUAAUAUGUCAUAUCUAUACUAAUAAUUAAUCAUGGAGUGUUUACAUAUCAGGUGUGUACGGAUACAUAUGUUUACGUAAUAAUAUGUCAAUAUAUCUAUACUAAUAAUUAAUCAUGGAGUGUUUACAUAUCAGGUGUGUACGGAUACAUAUGUUUACGUAAUAAUAUGUCAAUAUAUCUAUACUAAUAAUUCUGUAAUGUCUGUAUACUGGAGAUAUGUUCUGGACACUGUAUGUAAGGGUCCUUUAUGGGUUGCAUUUUCUGCUGUUUUUUUUCUCGUGCCUGCCACUUGAAAACCAGCACACAGUGUGAUCCUCUGGAUCUGAGUGCUCUAGAUCAGGUAGAUCCCUGCUGUAGAUCACGUAGAUCCCUGCUGUAAAUCCUGAGUGUAAUGUUGUGCUGUUGGUUGUCUUAUCCCCUGCAGGUGUUUGGUGUGGGUAUCCCCAACCCCUACAGGCUGCGGCCGUUCAUAGGGGCCCGAGUCCCAGUCAACAGCAGCUUCUCUCCACUCAUAAACAUCCACAACCCACAUAGUGAGCCACUGCAGGUAGUGGAGAUGUACUCUAGUGGAGGAGACCUGCACCUGGAGCUCCCCACAGGGCAGCAGGGAGGAACGCACCAUCUGUGGGUGUGUAUAGAUCAGGACAGUCAGGGUCUUUAUAUAUAAUCCAUCAGGAGAUUAGUAUCUUUUUUACUUUCAUGCAUAACAUAACUUCUACACAAUUGGGAUUGGAAUUGAGACAUUCCUGACCGGAGCUGAAUUUUAAAUGAGGCAACUACUUGACCCCUGAAUAAAAGAAAGGACUAAACUUGUAUUUUCUGUUCUUCCUUCCUGUGUGGUUCUCAGGAGAUUCCCCCGUUUGAGACGAAGGGGGUGAUGAGAGCCAGUUUCUCCUCUAGAGACGCAGACAACCACACAGCCUUCAUCAGAAUCAAAACAAACGCCUCCAACCAGGAUGAGUUCAUCAUUUUGCCUGUAGAAGUGGAGGUCACCUCAGGUACGUUUCCAAUAGCAACGCCUCACACCAUAUGUUUCCAAUAACAACGUUGUUUCCAAUAGCAACGCCUCACACCAUACGUUUCCAAUAACAACGUUGUUUCCUAUAGCAACGCCUCACCGUACAUUUCCAAUAGUAAACACCUCACACUUGUACACUUUUAGCUGUGACUGGCUGAUUGAGCCGUCUCCUGAUCCUGUGUAUCUUUGUCCUCAGCACCGGGAAUCUACUCCUCAAUAGAAAUGCUGGACUUUGGUACGCUACGCUCACAAGGUAUGCUGUGUUCACUUCACGUUUAUACCCUCAUUCUCGAAUGGGUCAGGCUUUCAUUAAAUAUUUUUGUGAUUUGGUCAUUUGAAAAUGGUACUUCGGUGAUUGAUUUGUUGUUUGUUGUAUAUUCUGUUGAAACGUUUCACAGAUCGACCAAAGCAGUUGAAUUUGCACCUUCUCAAUUCCGGUGCGAAAGAUGUGCAGAUAAUGAGUGUUCGAGCGACGCCGUCAAACGAUGCCGUCAUGAUAGACUUCAAGGCUGUCACGCUAAAAGCUGGAGAACAUAGAUACACCAAAGUCGCCAGUAUUAGUUUUGAUGGUAAGUGAGCUAUAUUGCUCACUACUCCCCAUACCUUCUGGAAUUUCUCCUGCAUAUUGCACCUCUGCCUUUUUGUUCCAACGUGUUUUGACACAAUUUUUUUAUAUUUUUAUUUCCAGCAUCGAAAGUUCAAAAAGCUUCCCAGUCCUCCGGUAAAAUAACAGUAAAAGCGAAAGAGAAAAGCUACUCCAAACUUGAAAUCCCAUACCUAGCUGAAGUUCUAGAAGGGUAUGUGUUUCUGUUUCUGUGACCAAUAACAAUGACAAGUAGUUUAUUUAAUCACUGAAAAUAAGUUAAUAGUUUUUUUUUUUUAACCUAAACAAAUCACCAUUACAAAAUGUCAGAACAAUUGAAACGUCUUCCCUAACUCUCCUCUCCAUCUCUGUGUGUCAGGUAUUUGGGGUUUGACCAUACGGUCACGUUGUUCCACAUCAGGGACAGUGUGCUAGAGCCAGUGGUCAAGCCCAUCCACCUCACCAACACUUUCCACUUUGCCAUCCGCAUCCAUGACGUGUCCCUUCCAGACGAAGCCAAGACCAUGUUCUUAGUAAGUUACUGUUAUGCACUGUACUGUGUUCCAGAGGCCUGUUGCUGUCGGGCAACUCAAUGCUUGCAGGCUUUUGUUCCAAUGCAGCUCAAACACAACAAACCUCAAUCAAUUACUAAUCACGGCUCUCAAGUCUUAAGAUAAGAAAUGGCUACUUUAUUGAUCCCUGGGGGGACUUUGGUUUGUCAAGUCUUAAACCUGUUGAACCGCUCUGUUGUCCUCUGAGUGUGUCCUAAUGCUGCAGCAUAUAUGAACGGUCCCCUGUGUUUUCCUCCUCAGGUGCAGAACUUCAGUGAGCCAGUGUUGAUCCCCCCUCAGGAGUCUCGCUACAUCUUCUCCCUCCACUUCCAGCCCGUCCGGCCAUCCAAUCACAUCGACAGCAACAUACUGCUGGUCACCAACGCCUCUAAGUUCCACCUCCCCGUCCGCGCCUACACUGGCUUCCUGGAGGUACUGCAACACACACACACACACACUGGGGAAAACGCAUACACACUGGGGAAAACACACACACACUGGGGAAAUAGUGUACACACACACACAUGAAAUCGAACACACAUACACACGAACACGCUCAAGCACAUUGGGGGAAACACCUGCAAAUGUAUAUUGUUAUGAAACCCGUAACUAGACCUUCACCUCUUGGUCGCCAGUCCAAGCAGAUUAUUAUUUGUUCAGAUGGUGACGAAACAUAAAUUCCAAACGGGCAAGCCUAAACUAAAGAUUCAAAAUCAAAAACGAAAGGCCAUGAACCAGCAGCCUCACGGCUUGUAAGAUGGGACGCUGACUGACGAUCACCUGAUGUGCUUAUCAACCAGGCUGAACAGGGUUCCUGCUGCCCCCUGGGGGAAUGGAGUGUGGAAGUGUAUCCUGUAUAGGGUGUUUGGGUAUGUCCUAACGCUAACCUUGCCCCUAUAUUAUAACAAUAUACUCACCUUUUUUCCUUCCCCUCUUCCCCCCUCCUCCCAACAGCCCUUUGUCCUGCCGCCCAGUCUGCAAGAGAACUUCCUGGACUUUGGUGUUCUCAGCGCUACAGACACCAGCAGCAUCCUGUUUGUGGUUGUCAACAGCAACCCCAUCGAGGUAGGCUCAACCUCUGCUCUGUAGAAAUCCCAUAAUAAAGCAGUACAGCUCUCUUUUUGAAUGCAUGUGUAACCAUGGGUAACUAUUGAAAUGCUUCACUAGAGGUAGCUGCCUAGUAUCUCUCCUUCACCUCAACCAAUUUGAAAACAGAUUUGAUUCGUGUGACGAAAAAAGAGACAAGGAGUAAUUUUAUCACUCUCUCACUCGUACAGCUGGUGAUCCGGCCGUGGCUGAUGACAGGAGAGAGUCUGAGUGUGGAGCUGUUGAAGAUAGAGAGAGGCAACAGAACCACGGUGCUGACCAAGAGCAGAGAGCUACACAACGCCUCAGCUUCUCCUCACAAAACGGUAACAGCAUCUCACCUACUACUGUCCCUGGGCUGGCUGAGUCUAACAGUACUUGAAGACAAUGGAGAUAAUUUAAGCCUGCUAUGAAAUAUUAUGAAAUGUUCCCCUCUUCUUUAAAAAACAACAACAUUUUAGUCAUUUAGCAGAUGCUGUUAUCCAGAGCGACUCAGUUAGUGCAUUCAUCUUAACAUAGCUAGGACAACCACAUAUAUACAGUGCUAUGUAAAAGUACUACUUUUGCAUAUUUGUGAUACUGAAUUAUCAGAUCUUCAACCAAAACCUAAUAUUAGAUAAAGGGAACAUAAGUGAACAAAUAACACAACAAUUACAUAUUUAUUUAAUUUAUUUCAUAAACAAAGUUAUGCAACACCCAAUUCCCCAGUGUGAAAAAGUAAUUGUCCCCUUACACUCAAUAACUGGUUGUGCCACCUUUAGCUGCAAUGACUCCAACCAAAUGCUUCCUGUAGUUGUUGAUCAGUCUCUCACGUCGCUGUGGAGGAAUUUUGGCCCACUCUUCCAUGCAGAACUGCUUUAACUCAGUGACGAGUGGGUUUUCAAGCAUGAACUGCUCGUUUCAAGUCCUGCCACAACAUCUCAAUUGGGAUUAGGUCUGGACUUUGACUAGGCCAUUCCAAAACUUCCAAUUUGUUGCUUUUUAGCAAUUUUCAUGUAGACUUGAUUGUGUGUUUUUGAUCAUUGUCUUGCUGCAUGACCCAGCUGCGCUUCAGCUUCAGCUCACAGAUGGAUGGUCUGACAUUCUCCUGUAGAAUUCUCUGAUACAGAGAAGAAUUCAUGGUUCCUUCUAUUAAGGCAAGUCGUCCAGGUCCUGAGGCAGCAAAGCAUCCCCAAACCAUCACACCAACACCACCACCAUGCUUGACCUUUGGUAUGAUGUUCUUACUGUGGAAUGCAGUGUUUGGUUUUACUUUUUCACACAGGGGAAUUUGGGUGUUGCAUAACUUUGUUUGAAAUAAAUAUGUAGUUGUUGUGUUAUUUGUCCACUUAUGUUCCCUUUAUCUAAUAUUAGGUUUUGGUUGAAGAUCUGAUAACAUUCAGUAUCACAAAUAUGCAAAAGUAGAGAGAAUUUCAAAGGGGGCAAAUACUUUUUCAUAGCACUGUAUGUGUGUGUGUAUAUGUAUAUACAUAUAUAUAUAUAUGUAUAUGUAUAUGUAUAUGUAUAUGUAUGUAUACAUAUAUGUUAAUCAUUAAUAUCUCUCUGUUAGUCUUCUCUUUCUCUCUCUAACUCCUCCUCUUCUGUACUCUAUCGCUCUUAUGCGCCUCUCUCUCGCGCUCUCUUCUCGCUCAUCUACCUCCUAUCUAUCUCUCUCUAUCUUCUUCUCUAUCCUCUCUUAUCUCUAUCAACACAUGAAGUCGAGUUUACAUACACUUAGUUGGAUAUUAAACUCGUUUCACAUCCACAAGUUUCUUGUACAAACAUCGUUUGGCAGUCGUUAGGACACUACUUUGCAUGACCAAGUAUUUCCAAAUGUUUACAGACAGUAUUUCACUUUUAGUCCUGUACACAAUUCACGAAGAAAUGAUGUCACUGAUCAUGGCUUUAGAAGCUUCUGAUAGGCUAAUUGACAUCAUUUGAGUCAAUUGGAGGUGUACCUGUGGAUGUAUUUCAAGGCCUACCUUGAAACUCAGUGCCUCUUUGCUUGACAUUAUGGGAAAAUCAAAAGAAAUCAGCCAAGACCUCAGAAAAAAUAUUGUAGACCUCCACAAGUCUGGUUCAUCCUUGGGAGCAAUUUCCAAACGCCUGAAGGUACCACGUUCAUCUGUACAAACAAUAGUACGCAAGUAUAAACACCAUGGGACCACGCAGCUAUCAUACCACUAAGGAAGGAGACGCGUUCUGUCUCCUAGAGAUGAAUGUACUUUGGUGCGAAAAGUGCAAAUCAAUCCCAGAACAACAGCAAAGGACCUUGUGAAGAUGCUGGAGGAAACAGGUACAAAAGCAUCUAUAUCCACAGUAAAACGAGUCCUAUAUCGACAUAACUUGAAAGGCUGCUCAGCAAGGAAGAAGCCACUGCUCCAAAACUGCCAUAAAAAAAGCCAGGCUACGGUUUGCAACUGCACAUGGGGACAACUGCACAUGGGGACAACUUUUUUGGAGAAAUGUCCUCUGGUCUGAUAUAAUAAAAAUAGAACUGUUUGGCCAUAAUGACCAUCGUUAUGUUUGGAGGAAAAAGGGGGUUGCUUGCAAGCCGAAGAACACCAUCCCAACCGUGAAGCACGGGGGUGGCAGCAUCAUGCUGUGGGGGUGCUUUGCUGCAGGAGGGUCUGGUGCACUUCACAAAAUAGAUGGCAUCAUGAGGAAGGAAUAUUAUGUGGAUAUAUUGAAGCAACAUCUCAAGACAUCAGUCAGGAAGCUUGUGGAAGGCUACCUGAAACGUUUGACCCAAGUUAAACAAUUUAAAGGCAAUGCUACCAAAUACUAAUUGAGUGUAUGUAAACUGCUGACCCACUGGGAAUGUGAUCAAAGAAAUAAAAGCUGAAAUAAAUAAUUCACUAUUAUUCUGACAUUUUCACAUUUUAAAAAUAAAGUAGUGAUCCUGACUGACCUAAUACAGGGAAUUUUUACUUGGAUUAAAUGUCAGGAAUUGUGAAAAACUGAGUUUAAAUGUAUUUGGCUAAGGUGUAUGUUAACUUCCGACUGUGUGUGUAUAUGUAUGUAUGUGGUGUUUGUGUGGUAUUAGUAUAAUGGCAACACGGACUUUCAACUCCCUCCAAAGAUUUUCUAUGGGGUUGAGAUCUGGAGACUGGCUAGGCCACUCCAGGACCUUGAAAUGCUUCUUACGAAGCCAGUCCUUCGUUGCCCGGGCGGUGUGUUUGGGAUCAUUGUCAUGCUGAAAGACCCAGCCACGUUUCAUCUUCAAUGCCCUUGCUGAUGGAAGGAGGUUUUCACUCAAUCUCACGAUACAUGGCCCCAUUCAUUCUUUCCUUUACACGGAUCAGUCGUCCUGGUCCCUUUGCAGAAAAACAGCCCCAAAGCAUGAUGUUUCCACCCCCAUGCUUCACAGUAGGUAUGGUGUUCUUUGGAUGCAACUCAGCAUUCUUUGUCCUCCAAACACGACGAGUUGAGUUUUUACUAAGAAGUUCUAUUUUGGUUUCAUCUGACCAUAUGACAUUCUCUGGAUCAUCCAAAUGCACUCUAGCAAACUUCAGACGGGCCUGGACAUGUACUGGCUUAAGCAGGGGGACACGUCUGGCACUGCAGGAUUUGAGUCCCUGGCGGCGUAGUGUGUUACUGAUGGUAGGCUUUGUUACUUUGGUCCCAGCUCUCUGCAGGUCAUUCACUAGGUCCCCCCGUGUGGUUCUGGGAUUUUUGCUCACUGUUCUUGUGAUCGUUUUGACCCUACGGGGUGAGAUCUUGCGUGGAGCCCCAGAUCGAGGGAGAUUAUCAGUGGUCUUGUAUGUCUUCCAUUUCCUAAUAAUUGCUCCCACAGUUGAUUUCUUCAAACCAAGCUGCUUACCUAUUGCAGAUUCAGUCUUCCCAGCCUGGUGCAGGUCUACAAUUUUGUUUCUGGUGUCCUUUGACAGCUCUUUGGUCUUGGCCAUAGUGGAGUUUGGAGUGUGACUGUUUGAGGUUGUGGACAGGUGUCUUUUAUACUGAUAACAAGUUCAAACAGGUGCCAUUAAUACAGGUAACGAGUGGAGGACAGAGGAGCCUCUUAAAGAAGAAGUUACAGGUCUGUGAGAGCCAAGGUAUAUAUAUAUAUAUAUAUAUAUAUAUAUAAACAAAUUAUUUUAGCAGACGCUCUUAUCCAGAGCGACUUACAGGAACAAUUGGGGUUAAGUGCAUUGCUCAGGGGCACAUCGACAGAUUUUUCACCUAGUCGGGGAAAUCGAACCAGCAACCUUUCGGUUACUUGCCCAACCUCUUAACCACCACUAGGCCACCUGCCAACCCUACAUAUCCAUAGCUAUCAGCAAAGCCAGAGCUAGUAAAUUGUCUUUGUCUUGAGUCCUUAGUAGUGAGUACACUCAUGAUCCUGUACAGAUGGAGUAGAAAGGAGGUGUGUGUAUAGAUAACAGCAGAAUGCUUUAUUCAUCUGCUAGGUAACACCAAUAAAGUGGCCUUGUGUCUGUGAGCAGCAGGUAAAGUAGAUGGAAAUCAGGAGGCUGACUGACAGCUGUUGUUGUUCCACCUGCAGGUGAUCCUAGCCUCGGGCUACUACGCUGCCUUCCGGGUCACCCUGGUGGCGAAAGACCUGGAGGGGGCCUACGACGGAGCUAUCCACAUCACAACAGACUACCAGGUAUACCUGUCAGCUGGCCCACUGGCCCGUUGAAGUGCUACUGUCACUAAGUCAUGCUAUUUGAGUUGCUCGUGGCUAAGGCAACUAUAUACGUAUUUUACUUUUGUGAAGUUCAAUUUGGCCAGGGCUCACUUGAAAUGGAUUUACAUCUCAAUGUGACUUCUCUGGUUAAAUAAAGGACACACACAAAAAUAAAAUCAAUACAUAAAAUGCAUUCAUUUGUUCAUUGUUGUGAUGUUCAAGAAUUGUCAUUGAUUUUCAUUCUCUUCUGUAAACAGAUAUUAACGAUACCAGUGAAAGCAGUCGUUGCAGUGGGCACGUUGACCAGCUAUCCCAAACACAUUGUCCUCCCGCCGUCUUUUCCGGUUAGACGAACAAUACUUUACUGUUCAUAGAUAUUGCUAUAUUGUUUUGAGUGUUUCAAACAUUUUGUAUUUUGCCUCUCUAAUAUUCAACAUGUGCACAAGUAACCCCUGUUCUCCGUGUGUUCUGUCCCUCCCAGGGUAAAGUGGUGCAGCAGAGUCUAAGCAUGGUGAGCUCGUUCUCUCAGAAGGUGACACUGCAGCAGAUCCACUCUCUGACUGAGGACUCACGUUUCUACUACAGGAGACUGAAGAACAACCGGGACGAGCUGGAACCCAAACGCAAGUCAAAGGUCGCCAAGAUUUAUUUUGACGCCAGCUUGCAGUGUGGCGACCACUGUUAUGUGGGAGUACCGUUUGUUCUGAAAUGUGAGUGUUUCUGGUUAUUGGGGUUAGUUUGCGGCUACACUUACCGAACUUCUGCUUUGCUGAAACAUCUUGAUCUUCUUUCAGCUGAGAGCAGACCGCCUGGGCUCUCAAUGCAGGAGGAUAUGUGGGACGCGGACGUAGAUUUGUAUCAAAUGCUCCGUCGGAGAUGGAAAGAGCUGAAGGAGAGUUCAGGACACAUGGCGGAGGCGGUGUUUGAGGCCAACGCUGACCUCCAGAAGAAUAUUGAGACCAGAGUGUCUGCUCAGCUGAAGUGGCCUUCUAUCAUUAACUCCUCCCGGCAGGUCCUGUUCCCUCUCACCAGCCUCACCAGCUCCUCGGUGAGGCAGAUUCAUUAACAUCUAUUCUAUGGGAAGAUCUCAAUUGCGUACUCCUCAUCUCCUUCUCAAAACCCAUUGGAUGAGAAAACCAGAAACCCUCCUCCAAUGGGUUUUGAGAAGGAUGUGAGGAGUAUGCAAUUGAGAUCUUUCCUAUGUCUAGCUUAGAAUUCUAGAUUGUCAGGCCAAGGGGAGGUUCCCAGACCAUGUGACCAGAACAACUCUAAACUAAGUGCUAUAACUAGAGCCAAGAGUUUUCCUGGUCAAGUCACACCGUCAAGAACAACUCGGGGUCCUAUACAUGCUACUGUAUUGAGCCUUCUGUUCUAACCAGCUGUCUUCUGUUGUCAGGAGGUAGAGGUAGUCUUGGAGAACCCAGCUGACGUCCCUGUAUAUGUCCAAGUCCUGCCGUUAGCCCUCUAUCCCAACCUCCCGGCCGUCACCGACAAACUAGCACAAAUGUGAGUAGCCUUCAGUAUGCACCUGUAGUUUGCUAAUAAUCAUUGUGUCUGUCACCCCUUUGGCAAGAUGUUUCAUGUCACACUGAUGGGGUUUCUCGACCGUAGAGUUAGAAUGAAUGGAAAAUCAUUCUAGAAGUAAUUCUAUGGUCUUAACUCCAUUAUCUCUUCACGCCAGGUUUCCCCUGGAGAGGCUCCCACACUUCACCCCCGACACAAUGGAGUUCCAGGUACACAGAAACCACGUGAGUUUACUUUGACUUCACUUUCCUAUCUUUUAUUCCUGUGUGGUGCGAGUUGAUCAGACACAAUCAUUUUGCAAUGACCGUUUGAGACUUGACUCUUUCUCCUUCCCCUUUGCAGACGCCCGUGGUCAGAGGCAGCGCAGGCUUCGCCGAGGGCUCGACGACACAACCCUACGUUUACAACCUAAUUCUGCAGCCAGAGGAAGUGAGGUCGCUACGUUUGAAAUUCUCCCCUGUCAGCAACCACACCGUCACCUCUCUGCUUAUUCUCAGGCAUGUUAACCCUAAAGCCUGUAGGACUUCACCAAAUGUCCACUUACAUAAGUCUCUGGCUGCGUCCCAAAUGGCACCCUGGUCCCUAUAUAGUGCACUACUUUUGACCAGGGCCUAUGGGGUUGUGGUCAAAAGUAGUGCACUAUAUAGGGGAUAGUGUGUCAUUUUGAGGGAGGGGGGGGGGUGAAGUUCCGGCAAGCUCUGAUGUUGCCUCUUAAAAUCAGCAGCUGUUAGAGGCAGGGUGGUGAUUUGAGAGACGUUCAGCUAUGAAUAUCUCUAUUGGACUGAGGAGGACGGGCAGAGGAGGGAUAUAGUCUCCCAGGUGCACUAGUAGCUACAGGGUUACAGAGAGAAGUCAGCAGUCAGAACAUUAUCUCUUUUACAGGCUUUGUCUGAGAGAUGUGGAGGUCUCCUCACUCAAGUUCAUUUGACGACUUGGCGAUAUUGGUGUUUGUAUGCAAUGAAUUGCAUUUUGAAUCGUAGCAGUUUGUGUGAAAUAAAAUAUAAACUGCUGUUUAUUGUGCUAAUGAUUUGUAUUUAACCUUUUGUUUACUGUGUGUGUCUACAGGAACAACCUGACGGUGGUAGAGAUCCUGGUGGUGCAGGGUCAGGGCAGCUAUGAGAGGCUGAAGGUAGGGGGCAAGGCCCCGGGUCCAGGGGGGUUCCUCAGGUUCAAGAUGACUGAGUCUCUACUGAAGGACUGCACAGACAGUGAGUGGUCUACAAUCCAGUUUGUUAUAGAUGCCCUGCAUGCACAGACAGUGAGUGGUCUACAAUCCAGUCUGUUAUAGAUGCCCUGCAUGCACAGACAGGAAACCACUACUUAUAGGCGGUUUGAACUCCGAGAAUAGUCUUGAAGAGCCCUUUUGAUAGUUUUUUAAUUAAGCUUGAGUGUAAAUUAUACAUUUGAUCUCUAGUUAGGAUUGGGCCCUGGACACACAACCCUCUGCAGUUAAAAAUGGAAAUGAAAGAGGAAGUUGUCUAAGGUAUGUGACUUAACCGUGUGAACCUUGUUUCAGAAAUUAAGUUGAAGGAGCCGAACUUCACUCUGAGAAAAUCCUUUAAGUUAGAGAACACUGGACAGCUGGAAAUGAACAUUCAAUCCACUGAAAUAAACGGACGUCUCUGUGAGGGAUUUGGCUUUAAAGUCCUUAAUUGUCAAGAGUUUCCACUAAAACCCAAUGCUUCAAAAGAAAUCGUCAUAUUGUAAGUAAACCUAUAGAUAAAUAUCAUCAGAAUUGUUUUGUGCUCUCUUUGUUUAAUCAUUACUACCUCCAAUGACCGACUGAAAUGACCAACGUUGAUGCAUCUCUGCAUCUCACUCAGGUUCACGCCAGACUUCACAGCGUCCAGGGUGAUCCGGGAGUUAAAGUUCAUCACCACCGGAGGCUCUUACUUUGUGUUCUCCCUCAACGCCUCUCUGCCCUACCACAUGCUGGCUUCCUGUGCUGCUGUCCUCCCCAGACCCAACUGGGAGCUGGAGCUCUACAUCAUCAUCUCUGUCAUCAUGAGGUGAGAGGAGGAGCCUCACAAAUACACAUUCUAAUUCUAUGGGCGGAACCCCACCUAGACCGUGUUUCCCCUAGAUUAGUUCAGCGGCCCCGAACUCCGUAUCCAGAACUAGGCUCAUAGGUUGCACCCCGUAUAUCAUGAAUUAUCUUGGCACAAAUCAUACCAGCCUUUCUACAUGUAUUUUUAACAUUUAUUUAGCUACAUUUCUGGGACUGUUAUUUCCCAAGUAUCUAAGGCUGUAAAGAUAACUAACGUUGCCUUUAUCUGUUGUCCCCAGCUCUAUGUUUCUGCUGGUGAUUGUAGCAGCUUAUCUGGAGGCCCUGGGGAUCUGGGAGCCGUUCAAGAGACGCAUGUGUUUCGAAACAUCCAGCACCUCCAUGGAGACAGGGAGGCCCUUUGACCUCAGGGAAAUAGUACGACUUCAAAGCGAUGCACAGUGAGUUUGUUUUCUGAAUGUACGGUUUUUGUGUAAACUUUGUCUGAUAUGUUGACGUUAGCAUCAGAAAUGGUUUGAUGAGUAGAUCAGAGAUGUUUAGUAUGUAAAUAUUAUAUAACUAUUAACUUGUCAGUAUUUUGUCUCCCAGUAUGAAUGGCUAUGGUGGAGAAGCCAACAACAACUCCCUGCGAGGGAUGCCAGCCUCUGCCUCCAGGGCUGCUAGCAGGAACACCAGAGGAGGCCACAACCGAGGCCCCACACAACCCCCUAUCCCCCCCUCCCAGCCAGGCUCCAAAGUCUCCGACGGCACCUCCUCCUCUGGCCAACAGACCAGCCGCAAGGCCCGGAGCCCCAAGCAGCCCCAGCCGGCUCCUCCAGAGAACCAGCAGCACCCCUCACAGGCUGGUCCUUCAGCCCCAGGAAGAGGUCCCCUAGAUGGGCCACGCCGGCACAGCUCGGAGGACUCUGACUAUGUAAGCUUGGUGGAGACUAUGGAUAAAGACCUGGACCGACCAGAGUCUGCUGAGGAGGGGGGAAAUCAGGAUGCAGUUCAGGGCAAAGGUACCUACCUGGAUAUUAGUAUUAACCCUGAGAAACAUAUGCUUUUGUGUUGAGAAUUAGGAUGGCCCUUAAAAUGCGAUUACCUGCUAAUUUAACAAUUUACUGUGAUUCAGGGGUACGCCGUACGAACACUCCUGUUAUUGAUGGGGAUUUUAUUCAGUUCACACAGUAUACACCGUGAUAUGAAUCUGAAUCCGUCUCAUCUACUUCCCUCCUUCCAGCCAGUGCAGCCAAAGGGAAAGUGCAGCAGGCCAAAGCCAAAGCCCAGAAGAAGAAGGAAGAGAGGGAGAGGAGGAACAAGGGAAGGGCUCAGGGAGGAGAGGAACUGAGGGAGGACAACGAUGACAGCUCCUCCACCACCACAGAGAACUCCAACCCAGACAUAGUAGAGGACAACAAAAGGAGGAAGAAAGAUGAAACUCCUGAAGCUUACUGCAAAUCUAAGAACAAGAAGCCAGCAGCCAUUACAAAGGAGAAGAGCCAAACGGAUGCAAAGUCUAGGUGGGUUUUGGUUUGGUUCCUCUUUGGUUAUUCCGGCUUGUACACGUUUCUCUCAAUUCAAAUUCUGACAUGCUCCGCUCUUAAUACGUUUUGUAGCCCAGGAGUAAUCUGACAUGCGUGAAAAAGAGGGCCAGCACUCACAAAUAAAGCAUUCCUUUUAUUUUGUAUUAUUCAGACGUGAUUGAGGUUCCAGACAUUGACCACUUUAUUCCAUGUUGUUUUUCCACAGCUCCCUGGAGCUUCCAUACGUCACCCCACUGGAAAACAAGCGCAAGAGCUUCAAUUCCAAGAACAUGGUGGCGGUGCAGCAGGCCCUGGCCAGCAGCUCAACAACAACAAUCACGCCAAGACCCAUACCUCCUAAACCAAGAGGUCAGUUACCUUUCCAGCUAACUGAACUUUGACCUUUUGUUUUCUCACGUUGACAUGGCAAAAGUUUUCUCUUGUUUGGAUUCUACCUGCCUUUUUUCUGUUGACUUGGGACAUACCUCUUCAGCACUGUGUGGGUUUAUGUCAGGUUAUGUUUAAGUAUAGUAAGUGACCCUCUAUGCCCUUUCAUUCCCCUUCUCAUACCCCAGUGCCUCGUGGGAAGCUGGAAGACUUCCGCCCCACUCUCCUGGCUAAGUUCCUGUCCAACGGCCCGGUGGUGCAGGAGCUGGGGAACAGCAGCGGCUCAGAGGGGGAGAAGGACAUCUCUCCUCCCCCAGAGUGGGACUGUGUACCCCUCCACAUAGCACACAAUGGUGAGUUACCCACUGCACUACCAACACCCCCUCAUACCUGCUCCAGACCUGUUUCUUGACACCUUCUUGCAUAUUAAUACUGGUUUUACAAUAACUCUUUUAACUCCCUGAAUCAAGCAUGUAUCAAUCCAAUCUUUCAAAUAAGUGUUGUGAUAAAGGCAGCCAUAUGACAUGCAUCUACCCAUUUCUUCUCAGCUGUGGACAGUCUCCAACAGAUCUCCCUGCAGACCAUGAACGCUGAUCCCUUCCUGAAGAGACCCAUCGGAACCCCUCCCCCUCCCUCGUCUGAUCCCUUCCUGAAGAGAUCCGUCGGAACCCCUCCCCCUCCCUCGUCUGAUCCCUUCCUAAAGAGACCCAUCGGAACCCCUCCCCCUCCCUCGUCUGAUCCCUUCCUGAAGAGACCCAUUGGAACCCCUCCCCCUCCCUCGUCUGGCUUCUCUCUGUGUGACUCCUAUAGCGGCAUGGUCAACACUGCUACCAGGUAAACAGACCUACAACAGCAACAACAACAACAGUCUUACAUAGCUCUAACAUCUUAAACUGAUCUAGAAGUCAUACAACUAACUGUGUAGUUACCUGUGCCAGAGUGACAUGAAACAUACACAACCUAAUGGGUAAUGAAAAGAAGAAUGCAAAAAGAAUAACCCCAGAAUAUAUAUUGAGCAAAAUAAUCAUUUCUAAAUACCAAAGUCUUCAUUGUUUCUGUGUGUUUUCCAGCGAGGUGGGUCUGAUGUCUGCUGCCCCAGGCAGUAAGAACAAGCUGACCAAGUCGGUCUCUGUACCUGGUCAGAACGGGAACCCUACCUUCGCUGCUGUGGCGGCUGGAUUCGACAAGAGCCCAGGUUGGUCAGAUAUCCUGUCUCUGACCACUUCUACCUUCAUGCCCCUUCACCCUACACCCUAUCCCCUACACCCUCAGCAUCUGUGUAGACUUGAGAUUAUUGGAUGCGUCUAAGCAAUAUGGCCAUAUAGCCUGUCAAAAUCAAAUCAAAUUAAAUUACAUUUGUCACAUGCUUUGUAAACAGCAGGUGUGGACUAACAGUGAAAUGCUAACUUACGGGACCUUCUCCAUAAUGCAGAGAGAAAUAAAAUAGAGAAAUAAUAGAAACAUAAAACACGUUAUAAUAAAGUAAUAAUAAAUUGAGUAACAAUAACGUGGCUAAUACACGGGGUACCAGUACCUAGUCCAUGUGCAGGGGUACAAGGUAAUUGAGGUAGGUAUGUACAUAUAACUAGGAAUAAAGUGACAGAUAACAAAUGAUAGCAGCAGUGUAUGUGAUGAGUCAAAACGUUAGUGCAAAAAGGGUAAAUGCAGAUAGUCCGGGUAGCUAUUUGACUAACUAACUAUUUAGCAGUCUUAUUGCUUGGGGGUAGAAAGGUCCUGUUGGUUCCAGACUUGGUGCAUCGGUACCGCUUGCUGUGUGGUAGUAGGAAGAACAGUCUAAGACCUCAGUGGAUGGAGUCUUUGACAAUUUUUCUCUGAUACCGCAUGGUAUAGAGGUCCUGGAUGGCAGGGAGCUCGGUCCCAGUGAUGUACUGGGCCUUACGCACAACCCUCUGUAGCGCCUUGCGGUCGGAUGCCAAGCAGUUGCCAUACCAAGCGGUGAGGCAGCCAGUCAAUAUGCUCUCAAUGGUGCAGCUGUAUAACUUUUUGAGGAUCUGAGGGCCCAUGCCAAAGCUUUUCAGCCUCCUGAGGGGGAAGAGGCACUAUCGUGCCCUCGUCACGUUGGUGUGUGUGGACCAUGAUCGAUCCCCCGUGUUGAGGAUCAGCGUGGCGGAUGUGUUGCCUACCCUCACCACCUGGGGGCGACCCGUCAGUAAGUCCAGGAUCCAGUAAGAGAGGGAGGUGUUCAGUCCCAGGGUCCUUAGCUUAGUAAUGAGCUUGGAAGGCAUUAACACUGAGCUGUAGUCAAUUAACAGCAUUCUCACAUAGGUGUUACUUUUGUCCAGGUGGGAAAGGGCAGUGUUGAUGCAAAAGAGAUUGCGUCAUCUGUGGAUCUGUUCGGGUGGUAUUGAAUUGGAGUAGCUCCAGGGUAUCUGGGAUGAUUGUGUUAAUGUGAGCCUUUCAAAUAAUUUCAUGGCUACAGAUAUGAGUGCUACAGGGCGAUAUUCAUUUAGGCAGGUUACCUUGGCGCUCUUGGGCACAGGGACUAUGGUGGUCUGCUUGAAACAUGUAGGUAUUACAGACUGGGUCAGGGAGAGGUUGAAAAUGUCAGUGAAGACAUUUGCCAGCUGGUCAGUGCAUGCUCUGAGUACGCGUCAUGGUAAUCUGUCUGAAACCAUGAAUUUAGACAUGUUUAAAGGUCUUACUCACAUUAGCUACGGAGAGCAUGAUCACACAGUCGUUCGGAACAGCUGCUGCUCUCAUGCAUGGUUUAGUGUUGCUUCCCUCGACGCGAGCAUAGAAGGCAUUUAGCUCGUCUGGUAGGCUCGCGUCAUUGGGCAGCUUGCGGCUGGGUUCCCCUUUGUAAUCCGUGAUAGUUUGCAAGCCCUGCCACAUCUGACGAGCGUCAGAGCCGGUUGUAGUAGGAUUCAAUUAUUUGAUGGUUAGUCAGAGAGUGUAGUAGGAUUUCUUAUAAGCGUCCGGAUUAGUGUCCAGCUCCUUGAAAGCGGCAGCUCUAGCCUUUAACUCAGUGCGGAUGUUGCCUGUAAUCCAUGGCUUCUGGCUGGGAUAUUGUACGUACGGUCACUGUGGGGAUGACGUCGUCGAUGCAAUUUUUAAUGAAGCCGUUGACUGAUGUGUUAAAGUCCUCAAUACCAUCGGAUGAAUCCAGGAACAUAUUCCAGUCUGUGCUAGCAAAACAGUCCUGUAGCUUAGUAUCCACUUCAUCUGACCUCUUCCGUGUUAAGCGCGUCACUGGCACUUCUUGUUAGAGUUUUUGCUUGUAAACAGGAAUCAAGAGGAUAGAGUUAUGGUCAGAUUUGCCAAAUGGAGGCAGAGGAGAGCUUUGUAUGUGUUUCUGUAUGUGGAGUAAAGGUGAUCUAGAGUUUUUUUCCGCUUCUAGUUGCACAGGUGACAUGCUGGUAGAAAUUAGGUAAGACUGAUUUAAGUUUCCCUGCAUUAAAAGUACCAGCCACUAGGAGCGCCGCUUCUGGAUGAGCAUUUUCUUGUUUGCUUACGGCCUUAUACAGCUUGUUGAGUGCGGUCUUAGUGCCAGCAUCGGUUUGUGGUGGUAAAUAGACAGCUGCGAAAAUAUAGAUAAACUCUCUUAGUAAAUAGUAUGGUCUACAGCUUAUCAUGAGACGAGCAGAACCUCAACUUCCUUAAAGGGUUACUUUGGGAUUUUAGCAAUGAGGCCCUUUUAUCUAGUUCCCCAGAGUCAGAUGAAUUCGUGGACACCAUUUUUAUGUCUCUGCAAGCCUUUUAGUAGAUACCCAUAAACUUCCAGUCAUUGUGAUAACACUAGUUAGCAUUGGCUCGCAAAACUACGUCUAACUUCUGUCAUUUUCCGUUAGGAAAAUGUGGCGUGGGACAUUUGACCGGCAACAUUUUUUAUUUACCGGACAUUUGAGAAAUGUAUUGGACCUAUAUGCAUUGGGUGCAUAACCUGAUUAGGGCGUCCACCCACGGUGCUCAGAAUGACAGAAAUCACAUUCUGAUUAUGGUAAUUCAUAUUAACAGAACAUGCAUGUCGAGGAUGCAACGAUUUGCAGUCUUACCGAGUUCUGAUAUGCACUUUGAAGAUGUUAGAAUAACUGUCCACAUUGAACUUUUCCUCAGCCAACAAGACAAGUAACGAACAGCAAAAUCACUAGCCUAUUUCAAUCUACUAUCCCCCAUAGUAGAAAGGUUUACCUAUUCUAUUGGUCAGCUUGUUGAGAAAGAAAUGGCCUAUUCCAAACAGACCCUGGGACAGUUGUGGGACAAUAGAUCCCAAAUUCAUACAACCAGUAGGCAUAAAAAUAAAUAAUUAAAAAGGAUGAGUCUGAUGCAACAGAUCAGAACGGUUACCUUAAAAUGUUGAUAAACUAUUGUUUCUUCACAUUAUAAACACAGCAAUGAGCACAAGGCAGUAGUCUACGUGUGAAGGUUCGUUCCAUAAUGCAAUUAGCAGGAAAACGCUGUUGUCAAAAGGGCAGCGAACAUGCGAGCGGUUUCAUGUGACCGAGAUAAAAUGUAGAAAGAAAAGAGAUCUAAUAGGCUACUUUGAAGCAAGGUAAGACAUGCCUCAGAUGUAUUAAAACAUUCAGGUUUCAAACAAUUAAAUAUGUUUUCAAAAUGCAUACUGCCUUCAGCUCAUUGUUGCUAAGGGGAAUGUGACGCGCUGAUGAAGCCUGCCUUCCGUUGCAGUUUGAGAUGCAGCAGCUCUCGCGCUGUCUGACCACUCAAGGACUCUGUAGCUGUCCAAUAGGACAGAUCAGAUCCAUAAUGAGGAUACUGUACGCACACGGCAAUUGAAUUCCACUAAAUUAUGCAAAUUACCUAUAGACCGAUAAGCAUGACCAGUCAAAUGUAUUUAGGCUAAAAAGCAUUAUUUCGCAAUGGUAUUUUUUCUUCUUGGCACCACUUUUAUUUAUCAGCUUUUCAAAAAAAAUUAUAGGCCAAAAGUCUGCUAUUACCGGCUAAUGGAAACCCUGACAUAGACAUAAAAAUGGGAUCCACGACUUCAUCUGACUCUGGGGAAGUAGAUAAAGGGCCUCCUUUCCAAAAUCCCCAAGUAUCCCUUUAAUAUUAAUAUUAGAGAUCGCGCACCAGCUGUUGUUAACAAAGAGACACGCAGCUCCAAGGUGGAGUUCUUACCAUAUCUCUUCUACCUAUCCAAUCCUUUCACCUCUACACAAGUGUCCAGGGGGAAGGGGUUGAUAUGGGAGUCAAUGUGUCCACUCCUGUAUCAGUUGUGCUAACCUGCUGCUGUUCUCUCCUCCGACCACCAGGUUGCAGCAGCAGUGCAGGGAAGGCGGCUGUGGGGAGCAGAGACAGAGAUGUCCUCCAACACCUCUCCUCUGUAGAGAGUGAUGGAUCAGACAGCUCGGGGUUGUGGAGCCCUGUAAGGAACGGCAGGAGACCCAGCCUCAGCUCUGUCAACUCCUUCUCAGCCUUCGGACCCAGCAACACCUUCAACCUGUCUGGAGGUAAGCAGUCAGAAAAGCAGCCAGAAUAGCUUGUGAAAUGCAUGAAUAUGUCUAAUCGGGACACAAUAGCACCUGCACUCUGUACACUCUCUUGAGCAUCUUCAGAGCGUCUUUCGAGAUAAGAUCGCAUGGAAUAAUGUGUUGUGAUCUGUUUCAUGGUGUAGGGCCCGGAGUCUUUCAUGGACAUGUGACUUGUCCAGGAAAACAAGGACAUAGACAAGGCUGUUUUAAAUGAACUACACUGAGUGUACAAAAAAAUUACAAACUUUCCAUGACAUAGACUGAUCAGGUGAAUCCAGGUGAAAGCUAUUAUGUCAGUGUAGCUGAAGGGGAGGUGAAAGGUUAAAGAAGGAUUUUUAAGCCUUGAGACAAUUGCGACAUGAAUUGUGUAGUGUGCCAUUCAGAGGGUGAAUGGGCAAGACAAAAUAUUUACAGUGCCUUCAGAAAGUAUUCCCACUUUUUUUAUUUUUAUUUAUUUUUUACAGCCUGAAUUUAAAAUGGAUUAAAUAUAGAUUUUUUGCCUCUGGCCUACACACAAUUCCCCAUAAAGUCAAAGUGGAAUUCUGUUUUUAGAUUUAAAGAAAAUAUAUUAUAAUAAAAAAUGAAAAGCUGAAAUGUAUUAAGUCACAUAAUAAGUUGCAUGGACUCACUCUGUGUGCAAUAAUAGUGUGUAACAUUUUUUAAUGACUACCUCAGCUCUGUACCGCACACAAUUAUCUGUAAGGUCCCUCAGUCGAGCAGUGAAUUUCAAACCCAGAUUCAACCACAAAGACCAGGGAGGUUUUCCAAUGCCUCACAAAGAAGGGCAGAAGGGUAGAUGAAAAGCAGACAGUGAAUAUCCCUUUGAGCCUGGUGAAGUUAUUCAUUACACUUUGGAUGGUGUAUCAAUACACCCAGUCACUACAAAGAGACAGGCAUCCUUCUUAACUCAGUUGCCGAAGUGGAAGUAAACCACUCAGGGAAUUCACCAUGACGCCAAUGGUGACUUAAAUCUGCUUGAAAAUCUAUCACAAGACUUGAAAAUGGUUUUCUAGCAAUUAUCAACAACCAAUUUGACAGAGCUUGAAGAAUGUUGAAAAGAAUAAUGGUAAAAUAUUGUACAAUUCAGGUGUGCAAAGCUCUUAGAGACUUAACCAGAAAGACUCACAGCUGUAAUUGCUGCCAAAGGUGAUUCUAACAUGUAUUGACUCACUGGUGUGAAUACGUAUGCAUUCAUACCCCUGAAUGUAAAUUCAUUUUCAGUAUAUUUGCAAACAUUUCUAAAAACAUUGUCAUUAUGGGGUAUUGUGUGUAGAUGGGUGAGAAAGAAAAUCUAUUUAAUCCAUUUUGAAUUCAGGCUGUAACACAACAAGAUGUGGAAUAAGUCUAGGGGUAUGAAUACUUUCUGAAGGCACUAAGUGCCUUUUGAACAGGGUAUGGGAGAGUGUGUCAAGAACUGCAACGAUGCUGCAUUUUUCACGCUCAACCGUUUCCCGUGUGUAUCAAGAAUGGUCCACCACCCAAAGGACAUCCAGCCAACUUGAUACAACUGUGGGAAGCAUCGGAUUCAACAUGGGCCAGCAUCCCUGUGGAACGCUUUCGACCCCAUGUAGUCCAUGCCCCGACAAAUUAAGACUAUUCCGAGGGCAAAAGGGGAUGCAACUCAAUAUUAGGAAUGUAUUCCAAAUGUUUUGUACACUCACUGUAUAUGGAAACCAGUUGACGUUUGACUGUGCUGUGUAGUGUUCAGUGGGAUGACCUCGGGGAGGAGUGCUAUGGAGCCACAGCAGAGUUGGCCUGAGUUCAGACAUGCCACCCCGUCCGUCUGGCCAAGCGAGACCCUGCAGCCUCUACAGCCCUGGUCGAUCCAGCCCAGCUCCAGCUCCCCUGCCACCCCCACCACGGUGAGUCCUCUUUCACUGCUCCAUUACUUCGUCUCUCCUGACACCUUACAGUAUUCCCCAUGUAGUGCACUACUUUUGACCAGAGCCACAUAGAUUGCACUACUUUUGCAUCCCUAUGUGGAAUGCUGUAGGAUGGCUGUCAAGAGAGACGCAGGCUAUUUCACAGGUGAAACGGGGUGUGAUGUGGGACGUAUACAUGGGCUCCAGAAAUGUCUUCAGUGUUGGAGUCACGCUCUUCAUUUUUAGUUAAAGGCCCAGUACAAUCAAAAAUGUGAUUGUCCUGUAUUUAUUAUAUAUAUAUAUUUCCACACUGAGGUUGGAAUAAUACUGUGAAAUUGUGAAAAUGAUGCUAAUGCCCUUUUUUUUUGUCUAAGAGCUGUUUGAAAAGAAUGCCUGACAUUUCAGCCUGUUUUGGUAGGAGGGAGUUUUGGCCUUCCAUGGUGACAUCGCCAUGCGGUAAAUUAGUUAAUAGACCAAUAGGAAAGAGAGUUCCAAACCUCUCUGCCAAUAACAGCUAAUUUUAAGUUUUCCCCUCCCCACUCAGACCACUCUGACAGUUGCUAAGAAGAUAUUUUGUUUAUUUUAGACCAUUUUUAAUUGAAAACAAUCACCGUAUGUUUAAUUGUUACCCAGAAAUUAUUUGAUAUUGAGACAAAAAUGGCUGCAUUGGACCUUUUUAAUGCCUGUUCCACAAAGUCCCUAACCAUCAGCCUCUCUCUCUCUCUCUAUAUCCAGUCCAUCCUGGGCAGCAGUAGCCUGUGGGGCUCCAGCCCUCCAUUCAGCCCCUCCAUCUGGUCCACCAGCGCCCCGUCUGACUCCCCCCUACACUCCUUCUCUCCUCCCUCUGCCUCCCCCCUGACCGAUAUGAUGGGUAGCACAGACAGUGGAACCACGCUCCCGGCCCAAACAAAGCCCUCCCCCACGCAGCUGAGCCCCUCCUACAACCCCUGGAGCAUGUGGAGGCCCACCUUCAGUAGACGAAGCUCGGAGCCCUGGCCCAACCAAUCAGACAGCAGCACCGGCUGA
Molecule: messenger RNA, 32436 nt
Organism: Coregonus sp. 'balchen'
Lineage: Eukaryota; Metazoa; Chordata; Actinopteri; Salmoniformes; Salmonidae
Source: the annotation of a GenBank genome assembly